UCAUAUGUCACAUCCAUGUUUUCCUGAUAACGUUAUUGUGUUGAUUUCGUCUUUCAUCAUUUAUUUCUUUGCAAUUGUUAUCUCUUGUCUUACUCUUGUAACCUGUAACAAAAUAAAAAUAAAAGACUAUUUUAAAAACGAAUAUUUAUUAAACUUGUUGGCAAAUGUUCAGAAACUGAAGAAGAUAUAAGUAACAUCUAUUGCUUCCUAAUUUUGCAAGGGUAUUGCGAUGGGUGGAAAAUCGAAAAAGGACCGAACUAAAAAUAAUGCACGUCCGUCCAGCAGUGGUCGUAGCGCGGAGCUUCUCAUCAACUCCACAAAGGAUCCGGCCAUAUUUGGCAUCACCUCUGGCAAGCUGUUGACACCCAUCUUCUCCACACUGGCCGCUGUUAACUUUGAAGAUGGUCUUAACACAGAAUAUGCUUUAUGUUUCAAAAAAUUCAAUAAGAAAGAUCCUAUAACUAAAUCUAAGGCGCUGCAGGAGCUGCUGGAGCUGACGAGGCAGAGCAGCAGCGAGGACGUGGUGGCCGCUCUGCCUGCCUGGGCCCACUUCUAUCCUAUACUAAGUGUAGACACGGAUCGGAAAGUCAGAGAGUACACACAGGUAGGUAGUUGAUAAGCGCGUGUCCGUCUGCGCAGGCUUGCCACGCCG
Papilio polytes (common Mormon) is the source of this 652-nucleotide messenger RNA. It is a transcript of the gene Ltn1, whose product is annotated as E3 ubiquitin-protein ligase listerin. The transcript is spliced from 4 exons. Gene Ontology annotation, biological process: ribosome-associated ubiquitin-dependent protein catabolic process; rescue of stalled cytosolic ribosome. The record is from RefSeq and is a predicted model, not a curated record. Gene Ontology annotation, cellular component: cytosol; RQC complex. Lineage: Eukaryota; Metazoa; Arthropoda; Insecta; Lepidoptera; Papilionidae. Gene Ontology annotation, molecular function: ubiquitin protein ligase activity; ribosomal large subunit binding. The coding region runs from base 230 to 616 and encodes 128 amino acids.